Messenger RNA from Passer montanus (Eurasian tree sparrow), 608 nucleotides. Its product is annotated as hemoglobin subunit beta. Gene Ontology annotation, biological process: hydrogen peroxide catabolic process; oxygen transport. The record is from RefSeq and is a predicted model, not a curated record. The transcript has 3 exons. Gene Ontology annotation, molecular function: haptoglobin binding; oxygen carrier activity; oxygen binding. Bases 76 to 519 code for a protein of 147 amino acids. Gene Ontology annotation, cellular component: haptoglobin-hemoglobin complex; hemoglobin complex; blood microparticle. Lineage: Eukaryota; Metazoa; Chordata; Aves; Passeriformes; Passeridae.
CUCCCCAGCGUGCGAUCCUUCGGGAGCCAGAGCCCAGCGUUCCUCCGUGCGACACGCAGCCCUCCUGCCAACACCAUGGUGCAGUGGACAGCUGAGGAGAAGCAGCUCAUCACCGGCCUCUGGGGCAAGGUCAACGUCGCCGAGUGCGGUGGCGAGGCCCUGGCCAGGCUGCUGAUCGUCUACCCCUGGACCCAGAGGUUCUUCGCCUCCUUCGGGAACCUGUCCAGCCCCACCGCCGUCCUUGGCAACCCCAAGGUGCAAGCCCAUGGCAAGAAGGUGCUGACCUCCUUCGGGGAAGCCGUCAAGAACCUGGACAGCAUCAAGAACACCUUUUCCCAGCUGUCCGAGCUGCACUGCGACAAGCUGCACGUGGACCCCGAGAACUUCAGGCUCCUGGGUGACAUCCUGGUCGUCGUCCUGGCCGCCCACUUCGGCAAGGACUUCACUCCCGACUGCCAGGCUGCCUGGCAGAAGCUGGUGCGCGUGGUGGCCCACGCCCUGGCCCGCAAGUACCACUGAGGAGCCGCAGGAGCGCCCGGCAGCGCCCGCACCCGCUGCCGCCCAGCCACCCGCUUCUGACAGCAAAUAAAGCUCAUCCUGUCAACUCC